Molecule: messenger RNA, 2154 nt
Organism: Exophiala bonariae
Lineage: Eukaryota; Fungi; Ascomycota; Eurotiomycetes; Chaetothyriales; Herpotrichiellaceae
Exons: 1
Coding region: 1-2154 (717 amino acids)
Source: RefSeq, a predicted model, not a curated record
AUGCGUGCCGUCAAGCGCGUCGUGCCGCCCAGCCUAAACAAUCGUUUCGCCAGACCCUCUCGAAGACGCUUCAGCCUAACGCACCCAAUCCGUAGCCAGAGGCAUCAUGAAGCCACCCAAAGUGCAUGUUCCACCACUUCACUGUAUGGCCAGCAACUAUGGCCGCAAGAGAUCCGGCUGCUGCUUCUUCAACCAGCGGCAAAUCCCGAUACGCCAAUCGUGGCCAAGCUGGAGAGGACGUCCCUCACCUCGGGCAUGAAAUAUGCGGCUUUGUCUUACACGUGGGGUACCCCUUUCGCAUCAGAUGCUCCGGUUGACGACGAGACCAUGGCUUCCUACGAGAACGAUCGACACCACUAUUUGAUUGAUUUGAAUGGGAUAGAAUUCCCAGUGGGUCGGAACUUGGCCGAAGGCUUGAGGCGCCUCCGACAUGCCACUGAACAGCGAGCAUUGUGGGUCGACGCUCUCUGUAUCAAUCAGCAAGAUCAAGAGGAAAGGGGGCUGCAGGUCCGGUACAUGGGUAGAAUCUACCAACAGGCCGAGCUGGUCUGCGUCUGGCUCGGUGAAGGACUCAAUGACCUCCCCUCGAGACCAGCCAUGGCUCUCAUCGAAGGCAUUCUCGAUUCUUUCAAGCACUGGUACGGCACAGAGAAGUUCGAGAAACGCUGGGGAGAGACCAGCGAGAAGGCUCUUCUGACGUGCGAUUCGAUCGACCAAAGGAUGUUUUGGGAGUGGCUCCAUGAGAAGAAUGCCCGCCAAUGGGUCCAGCGCGAUGAUCUACACCUGCACCUCGGUACGGCAUUCUCGCCCGCCUGGAAGGCUCUUGACGACCUACUCUCGCGCACAUGGUGGGACAGAGCUUGGACCUGGCAGGAGAAAGAGCUUGCUCGCAGUAUCAAGAUUUAUUUGGGCGACCUCGAACUUUCGUGGCGGAAACUGAGAUUCGCCAUGCUUCUUGUCAUGGCCCACGACCAGGCGCACGGUCGCGGACAGAAAGACCAGCUCAUGCCCAACCGACGGUACUUGCAUAUAGUGGACAACAUUAGCAUCGAGCGGAAUUCGCCUACAUUUCUGGACAUGGCUAUCAACAUCAGGCAUCGAGAAUGCCGCGAUCCUGCUGACAAGAUCUUUGGUUUACUCGGAGCUGUUCAACAGGAGGCUGACUCGAGCAGCAGCCAUAUCAAUGCGAGGAUCGCCCGCUACCAAGAGUUCUCGAACUUCUCAGGCAUGAUCAGGUACGGUGAAAAGGUCGCCACCGUUCCCAGACUCUACACCGAAUUUGCCAGGUACCAUAUACAGGACAUGAGAGACCUCCGCGCUCUGCAGGCGUGCAAUCCAAGGAAGAAAGGAAGGCACCCCGAACUGCCUUCGUGGGUGGCAGAUUGGUCCGACACGAGCAACUCUUAUGAGCUCUCCAGCUACAUUUACGAUGCAGCUGGCAAUACGACCGUCGAUGUGACAUAUGAUCCCACCAAUCGUCAGAUGUCACUGCGCGGGACCUUUGUCGACACCGUUUCAACAGUCUAUCGAGAUGCGACCAUAGAUGCUCUUGAGGAUGCUGCACACGAGGACAAAGUCGACGACAACCUGCAGAAUUGGCAGCGUGCUGUGACAGACUAUUACGGCACCAUCUACCUCCGCGAUAUUAAGAACAGUCGAUCGGACCCUGGGCAGGGCCUCCUGGCGAAGACAGUGUACGAACCGACCGGCGAGUCCCUCGGCGAGGCGUACUGGCGCACGCUUCUGGUCAACAAGCGGCCCGGCACCAAGAUGGACGCUGACCGCCGCAUCAAGCCCCAAGAGCUGGUCGAAGACAUUUUCCACGGCGAGGUGCUGAAGCGAAUGGGAGGCGGCGCUCUCACUGCGCCGACCCGAUCAUACGUCCCCGGCUGGCUGGGCGCGCUGCACCGCACCGUGCUGCGGAAUCGCUUCUUCACCACUGGACGCGGGCUCUUCGGAUUGGCACCUGCAAACCUGCGGGAGGGCGACGUUGUCGUCGUGCUUGACGGGGGAAACGUGCCAUUUCUGCUUCGCAAGCGGGACGACCACUACCAAUUGGUCGAGGAGGCGUACGUGCACGGGUUCAUGCACGGGGCGGCAAUCAAGGAGCGGCGGAGCGACGCGAGUCUGGAACGAGUCUUCCAUCUACGCUGA